This is a messenger RNA of Malassezia japonica, 855 nucleotides long. RefSeq lists its product as uncharacterized. The record is from RefSeq and is a predicted model, not a curated record. Bases 1 to 855 code for a protein of 284 amino acids. Gene Ontology annotation, cellular component: mitochondrion. Gene Ontology annotation, biological process: alpha-ketoglutarate transport; mitochondrial citrate transmembrane transport. Gene Ontology annotation, molecular function: tricarboxylate secondary active transmembrane transporter activity. The transcript is spliced from 4 exons. Lineage: Eukaryota; Fungi; Basidiomycota; Malasseziomycetes; Malasseziales; Malasseziaceae.
AUGGCCCCCCCGCAAAAAGGAUUCUCGUGGUCGAACAUUGCCGUUGGCGCGGCCAUGAACAUGUUUGAGGUUACGACCCUGGGUCAACCUUUCGAGGUGAUCAAGACCCAGAUGGCGUCGAACCGUAGCCAGUCGAUGGCGCAGGCGCUGAGCACGGUCUGGAGCCGUGGCGGCGUUUUGGGCUUCUACCAGGGUCUGAUUCCUUGGGGAGCCGUCCUGCUCUUUACCUCGACCGAGGUGCAAAAAGUGGCCAAGACCUUUGGUCUCGGCCCCGGUGCGGCUGGUCUCGCCGGUGGUAUGACUGGUGGUAUUGUCCAGGCCUACGCCACCAUGGGCUUCUGUACUUGUAUGAAGACGGCCGAGAUCACCCGUGUCAAGCAGAUGCAGGCCGGUGAAAAGCCCAAGUCGACUUGGGCCGUCUUUGCUGAUAUCUACCGCAGGGAGGGUAUCCGUGGUAUUAACAAGGGUGUGAAUGCCGUUGCCGUGCGUCAGUGCACGAACUGGGGUAGCCGCAUGGGCUUUGCCCGCCUUGCCGAGGCGCCUGUCCGCAAGAUGGCGGGCAAGUCAGAGAAAGACAAGCUGUCGCCGAUGGAGCGCAUCCUCUGCUCGUCGAUCGGUGGCGCUCUUGCUACCUGGAACCAGCCGAUCGAGGUUAUCCGUGUCGAGACCGCCGCCGAGCACCGUCCUGCCAAGCCUACGAUUAUGAACACGGCUGCAUACAUCUACAAGGAGAACGGUAUCAAGGGCCUGUACCGCGGUGUGAGCCCCCGUAUUCUUCUGGGUGUGUGGCAGACGGUCUGCAUGGUUUCCUUUGCCGACACCGUACGCGACUGGAUGGGCACGAGCAGCCACUAA